Molecule: messenger RNA, 578 nt
Organism: Oppiella nova
Lineage: Eukaryota; Metazoa; Arthropoda; Arachnida; Sarcoptiformes; Oppiidae
Source: the annotation of a GenBank genome assembly
GAGGUGGCAAAUGGGGUAUCCACUGGACUAUGGCUAACCAGAACCCGGACAUCGUGUCGGGCGGUAAGCGACAGAUCGCCUCCCAUUACCACCCGCUGAUCGACGCGUACGCCUCGGGCGACACCCGUGUCAUCGACUGGCAGUUGGGACUCAUGAAGCUGUCGGGUGUGACCGGUAUUUUGGUCGACUGGCCCGGCACCUCAGGUAAAUUGGACUACGGGGCUAAUGCCCGUAACGCCGACGCUAUUAUUUCCCGUACCGCCGCCCAUGGGUUGGAGUUUGCGGUUGUCUAUGAGGACCACAACUUCGAGUUGGCCAACAUAACCGACCACAUCGGACAGGGCCGGAGGGACAUGCAGUAUGUCCACGACAAGUACUUCAGUCAACCAAAUCACGCCAAACUGAACGGCAAACCCCUGAUCAUGGACUUUGGCCCCCAGACCCUCCAGGGGGACGAAUGGAACCAAAUAUUCUCGCCAUUCAACCCGAAACCGGAAUUCAUAAUCCUAUGGUACCAGACAAAGACAACUGCCGGUGCCUCGCAGGGAGACUUUGCGUGGCCGGCCCAGGACUUUAUC